Talpa occidentalis (Iberian mole) is the source of this 3058-nucleotide messenger RNA. RefSeq names its product E3 ubiquitin-protein ligase Topors-like. NCBI's taxonomy places the organism in Eukaryota, Metazoa, Chordata, Mammalia, Eulipotyphla, Talpidae. The transcript has 2 exons. Bases 334 to 2559 code for a protein of 741 amino acids. The record is from RefSeq and is a predicted model, not a curated record. Gene Ontology annotation, biological process: protein monoubiquitination; protein polyubiquitination. Gene Ontology annotation, molecular function: ubiquitin protein ligase activity.
AGAGGUAAUCUUUGACAAGCAAAUUAAUGCAGCAGUUAAGGCUCAAACUAGUGUGGAUCCUCUAGGAGAGUUCUCAGCAAAUAAUUGGAGAAAGAGAAAAUCAGUGUGCCUGAGUCCUCAUUGCCUUGUCUGUGAGCUAUUGAGCUCAUUAUUAUUAAUGUGAGGGAAGUGUUUGUUCUUUAGCUUUAUUCUAGAAUUUAUUCCAUGGAGACAAGACAUAUUACAGAAAUAUGCAUGGAAUGUUUUUAAUAGGGCUUUUUUCAUGCCAAAUGAGGAAUUGAUUUGAACCAAUUUUUCUCACAUACAACUGUGAAAUAUAAUCAGUUCAGGGUAAUGCCAUUAGAUUUCUCAUCUGACUGUGAGAGGCUUAGCUGCUUGGAGGAUAUGCAAAUCGAGCCUGAUGGGAAUUCCCAUUCCAACAAGAGUGUCAAUAACUCUCAACAUUCAAGAUCAAGAAGGAAAUCCAGGCCUUCUUGCAGUGUGCAGUUCUUCCCUGAUCCAUGUUCUACCAGGUCAGAAAAUAAUACCAAAGAAGACUCACUCUUUUUUCCCUCAGAGGAGGAAAGCUAUGUGGAGUCCACUCAAAACAAUCAUCUCAGUCUGAGCCCUGAAUGCAUUGCAAAGAAACUCAGACCUUUGAAAGAGCUGACUGUACAAGAGUUACUGAAGGAGUUUGGGGAUACCUGGAAAUUCCAACCAAACUCGGUGUCCGUGGGCUACUUUAAAGAUCAGGUAGUAAUGAAGUUCAGAAGAGCUCUGUAUUAUUCUGGAAUUUGGGUGGCAUAUGUCCAAGGACAUAGACUUGAAAAGCACUUUUCAGCAAACUAUUUCAAGAGAAACCCUGGUUGCCUACAGCGGUUGGUCCCAUGGCUGAAACGGGAACUAACAGCUGUUUAUGGAGAUUAUGGCUACACAGUGAAGAGCAUCCUAGCCACCAUCCUCCAUCACAUGACAGAAUAUGAUCUGGACAGUGAGUCCUUCAUUCACCUCCUAGAACCUUAUCUCCAACAAUAUACCCAUCAUUUUCUGCAUGAGUUUAUAAAUUUUGUUCACUCACCUUACAACAUGGAUACCUAUGACAAGCGAGCCAUCUAUCAAUGUCCUUCUGCUUCACCAUGGGUAAAAAAGAAAUCCACUGCAUCAGCUCCUGUUUUGCCUUUGCCUUCAGAUCAAGCUGUUCUUGUUUCUGAGCAUGAUACAAAGCAGUCUAAAAAUACCAAGGGCCAAUGGAAUAAUGAAAAAAGACCUCUAUCAGGCUUGCAACAAUUUUUGAAUGUUGACUCUUUAUUUAAAAAAUCUGAAAUUCCAGUAGCCCCUCAUAAAACAGCAAGUAAAAAACAUGCUUGGAUCAAAGAUAAAUCAGAUUCAGGUGAUAAUAAAAGCACGGUUUCUACUGAUAAUAUGUUCCUGCAUUGGGCUAAACCAAGGGAAGGGGGUCAGGGAUUUCUGAAUUGCAAAAAAAGUCUUCAAGAGAGGAAGAAAGAAGGAAUAAAGUUGAUUCCUAGUCAUGUCCAGAAUUUAGGAAAGAGUGAAACAACUACUCGUACCAUCAGUACCCCAGCAAUUUUUAACCAGGAGCAGCCCUGUAAGUUUAACCUAAAAGAAAGAAAGAUUUUAAAUGUUGACCAGGAGAUAAAUUGUCAGAAAAAAGAAGUAGAAAAAAACAACUACUCAGAUUCUUCACCAAAAAUCUUCCAGAAAAGAUACCCCAGACAAAGAUCCUUGAUAAGUUGCAAGUACAGAAAGAGAGACCCCUCUUGGAGUUGCAUUUCAGAAAUUGCUCUGUCUCCGAAGAAAGAUGGCAGGAAGCUGAUCUCUUCCAGAAAAAAGAGGAUGUUGUGUAGACAAUCCUCCCAGUUUGCAGAGGUUGGUUCACAUUCCAGUAGAACAAUCCAAAAACACUCAAGGUUCAAUAUUCGGAGAUCAAAAUCCUGGUGUGACAGACUUUGCAAAAGAUCUGUAAGCAGAGAUUCAAGUACUCACUCUUUGAAAGGAAGCCACAGAAGUGAAUGCUUCACCCUUACUAUAUUUUGUGAGCCUUCAAAAGAAAAGAAUGUGUAUGGGCAUGAAUCAAUCUACCCAGAGUCCUUUUCAUCCACAGUCCAAUAUAGGAAGCUUUCUUCAACUGCUGAGAAUAGACCCAAAUGUCCUUCUAAAAGUGAAGCUGCUUCCCAAGCUGGAAGUCACUGUGUCAGUCCCACAUGCCCACAUACUGAGAAACCCAGAUCCCCAAGGAAAGAAGAGAUGAAGCAAAGAGCCACAUUUCCUAGAACUAGAAAAAACAGAGGAUUUAGGCACAGAAAAAACAAGUGCCAGUGUACAGAUACACAAAGUACAGAGGAAGUCUGUGAUGAAUUAAAUGAUACACAGCAAGUGAGUAGUCAUUCUCAGUGUGCAUUUUUCUGCAGGAGGCAAAUCCAAAAGAAAAAGGUGAAUUCAAGCCUUCAGAAAUAUUACCUGGCUAAGAAUGAACAUAAAGGAGACAGUAUUGGAGGUACAGAGUCACAAACAGUUCUGAGAGGCAAAUGGUCUACUCGACUAAUCACCAAAGAUCUUUGAAAACAUGAAUAUAAUCUGAGAACAUGACCAAAAAGAUUCACCUAUCACUUUGCAACUGGAACAAAAAGCUGAUAGAUAAAUUUGAAACUCCUUUUGAAGAGAAAUGCAUAUAAUUAAAUUGGUGACCUACAAACAUUGCUCAUCUGAUUUUUCUUUAUGGAUUUCUAAAAUAUUUGACUUAUUUUUACUUCCCAGAUUUAACUACAAAUAUUAGCUGCCAAGAGUUGCAAAUACUACAGAGACUAUAUUAACAAUAGGAGUAUAUGUUAUUUAACGCAAGUUAUGUAUAUUAAGUAUUAUUAAAUACAACUGUUAUUUAAAUUUACAUAUACACACAUAUAGGUACAUAUACACAUACACACAUACACACACACAUAUACAAUGCAUUUUCAGUAUCCAUAAAAUAAGACAUGGUCACUGUCUUGGCAUUAUCUUUAAGGAUUUCACUGUCUGGUUCUGAAAACAUGGAAAUAAAGAGAAAAAAAUUAACAUAUGUGAG